Molecule: messenger RNA, 444 nt
Organism: Adineta steineri
Lineage: Eukaryota; Metazoa; Rotifera; Eurotatoria; Adinetida; Adinetidae
Source: the annotation of a GenBank genome assembly
AUGGACGAAAUCCACAACGAGCCACUUUUAGAAGAAUAUAUGUGGAAAAAAAUGGAUCCAAAGGAACGAUGGGAACAAGAACAAAUUAAUGAUCUGGAAGGAUUUGCUGCUCUAGAACAAUUAAUAUUAAUGCAGGAUGAACUUGAACAAUCCGAGCAAAUUGAUCGAAUUCAGCGAUUAAAAGAAGAGGAAGAACAAACUAAACGAGAACAAGAACAAAGCCAACUGAAACAAUGGGAGCAAGAGCAACUAGUUGAACAGAAUCGAGUCGAUAUUAUAGCACAUAUAACACAAAUAGAAGAUGAUAUUGAACAAUUCAACCAAACUGAAGCUAUUCAACAGAUGCAAGACGAAAUAGAUGGAAAAGAAUUGCAAUUGAGACAAAAGAGCCAAAUGAUGUACAAUUAUUUCAAUACGAACAAUGGGAACAUGUUACAUUCUUAG